This is a messenger RNA of Naegleria gruberi, 630 nucleotides long. RefSeq lists its product as uncharacterized. NCBI's taxonomy places the organism in Eukaryota, Heterolobosea, Eutetramitea, Acrasida, Naegleriidae. Gene Ontology annotation, biological process: nucleocytoplasmic transport; activation of GTPase activity. Gene Ontology annotation, molecular function: small GTPase binding; GTPase activator activity. The record is from RefSeq and is a predicted model, not a curated record. The coding region runs from base 13 to 609 and encodes 198 amino acids. Gene Ontology annotation, cellular component: nucleus; cytosol; perinuclear region of cytoplasm. The transcript has 2 exons.
AUUAUCAUCGUGAUGGAGGUAAAACUUGCAGAAGAGAAUGUUAUAUUUUCGGAUGAUGUUUGUUUUGAGAUAAUUUCCAUGAUUGAUGAUUCUUGGUUUAUUUUGAAUAAUUGUUGUUUAAUUUCAAAACAAUGGUUUAAUGUGAUCAAGGAACGUUCAAAACUUGUUAUUCAAUUUAACGAACAAUUUACAGAAAAUAGAAUUGAAUUGUUAAUGAAAAGUCAAUUCAUGAAUAGUAUUGUAAAUGUUAAGUUUUCUUAUAUGUUGCUUAACUCUCCAGAUCAAGUUAAAUUCAUAACUGAAAUGAAACAAUUAACAUCACUUAGUAUUGCUGGCAAUCAAAUUGGUGUAGAAGGAGCCAAAUUUAUAAGUGAAAUGAAACAAUUAACAUCACUUGAUAUACAUGAUAAUGGAAUUGGUGUAGAAGGAGCCAAAUACAUUAGUGAAAUGAAACAAUUAACAUCACUAAAUAUUGCUGACAAUCAAAUUCAUGUAGAAGGAGCCAAAUUUAUAAGUGAAAUGAAACAAUUAACAUCACUUAAUAUAUAUUAUAAUGGAAUUGGUGUAGAAGGAUCCAAGUACAUAAGUGAAAUGAAACAAUUAGCGUAGAAUAAAACGUGUAACUUUAUU